Achroia grisella is the source of this 1524-nucleotide messenger RNA. RefSeq names its product membrane-bound alkaline phosphatase-like. The record is from RefSeq and is a predicted model, not a curated record. Gene Ontology annotation, molecular function: alkaline phosphatase activity. Lineage: Eukaryota; Metazoa; Arthropoda; Insecta; Lepidoptera; Pyralidae. Gene Ontology annotation, biological process: dephosphorylation. The coding region runs from base 103 to 1524 and encodes 473 amino acids. The transcript has 5 exons.
CCCGCCGAGCGCACCGCCCAGUUCUGGGUGGACGAGGCGCAGGCCGGCCUCAAGGCGCGCCUGCGACACGACACGAGCCAGGCCAAGGCGCGCAACGUGGUCAUGUUCCUGGGCGACGGCAUGUCCGUGCCCACGCUGGCCGCCGCGCGCACGCUGCUCGGACAGAACCAGGGCCGCACCGGCGAGGAGUCACAGUUGUCCUUCGAAGAUUUCCCCACUGUGGGAUUAGCCAAGACGUAUUGUGUGAAUGAACAAAUACCGGACUCCGCGUGCACGGCCACCGCGUACUUGUGCGGCGUGAAGAACAACCACGGCACCAUCGGCGUGACGGCGGCGGUCCCGCGCCGGGACUGCGCCGCGUCCCUCGACGAGAGCACGCACCUCGCCUCCAUCGCCGAGUGGGCGCUGCGGGACGACCGCGACGUCGGUAUUGUGACAACGACGCGUAUCACGCACGCGUCACCCGCCGGCACCUACGCUAAGGUAGCUAACAGAAGAUGGGAAAAUGACGACAGAGUAGUGGAGGACGGGCAGGAUCCUACAAUUUGUCGCGAUAUUGCACACCAGCUCGUACACAUGUAUCCUGCAAAUCAAUUCAAGGUUAUCUUAGGCGGUGGAAGGCGUGAAUUUCGGCCGAAUACAACACGCGACGAGGAAAACACUAGGGGUAGACGAACAGACGGACGAGACAUCAUCGAGGAAUGGCAACAACUCAGGGCGGCACAAAACGUUAGCUACAACUACGUAUGGAAUAGGGAACAACUGAUGAACAUAUCUGAAUCACUACCGGAAUAUCUCUUGGGACUUUUUGAAGGCUCUCACAUGCAAUACCACUUAGAAGCGAACACUACAAUGGAACCGACGCUCACCGAGCUCACUGAAAUCGCAAUAAGAUCCCUGAGUCGCAACGAAAAUGGUUUCUUUUUGUUCGUGGAGAGUGGGCGCAUCGACCACGCCCAUCACGACAACUACGUCCACCUGGCGCUCGACGAGACCCUCCAUCUGCACGCGGCGGUGCAGCGCGCCACCGAGCUCCUGUCCGAGGAGGACUCCCUCGUGGUGGUGACUGCGGACCACGCGCAUGUGAUGGCUUUCAAUGGAUAUUCACCCCGUGGAAGCAGUAUCAUUGGACGUUCUAAUGAAUUGGGUGAUGACGGUGUACCGUACAUGACCAUUUCAUACACUAACGGACCCGGCGCGCGCGCUCAAGUCGACGGAGUUCGUGUGGACGUUACGAACGACAGUGAUAUCGGGAGCAUCUGGUGGAGGUCUCACGCGGAGGUGCCGCUGGAGGACGAGACGCACGGCGGGGACGACGUGGCGGUGUUCGCGCGCGGGCCGCACCACGCGCUGUUCACGGGGCUCUACGAGCAGAGCCGCAUCCCGCACCUCAUGGGCUACGCGGCCUGCAUCGGGCCCGGCCUGCACUACUGCAGCGCCGCCGCCCGCUCGCACGCCCACCUCGCCACCAUUGUCGUUCUCACUCUCGUGUACCUUCUCAAUUAUUCACGCAUGCUCAAAUAA